Penaeus chinensis is the source of this 2793-nucleotide messenger RNA. RefSeq lists its product as uncharacterized. The coding region runs from base 1 to 2793 and encodes 930 amino acids. The transcript is spliced from 2 exons. The record is from RefSeq and is a predicted model, not a curated record. Lineage: Eukaryota; Metazoa; Arthropoda; Malacostraca; Decapoda; Penaeidae.
AUGAAUAAAUUUCCUCCACUUAACAUCACCGAAGGCACUACGUCAUGGGGCACGCGGUGGGAGGAAGUCACUAUAAAAGCUGAAGGACUGACGUGCAACAGGGAGUUAACUCACGCCUCUGACAUGAAUCUCCUUUUAGUGACAACAGCGACUCUCCUGGCUUCCUGCAGCUCAGCGAAGCUUGGUGGAGGUCAUGGGAAUGCGGGGAGAUCCUUUGGCGGAGGAGCUGCGUUCGGUGGCGGUCAUGGUCCUUCAGGAACCCUCAGUACGGGGUACCUCACGCCCGCUACCGGAGGACAUGGCGUCGUCGGGGCCACUGGAAUUCACCAUGGCGGACCUGAAGUAACUGGACAUGGCCCUGUCAUUCCUGUAGGGGGACAUGUAGGAAGUGCAGUCCACCAGAGUCCUGCUGUAGGACAUGUCGGUGGACAAGUUCAUGCCAGUGGAUUCGCAAGUGGAGGUCUUGUAGGUGGCCAGCCUGUAAUCCCAGGAGCAGUUGACGUUCGCUACAGUGGACCUGGUGCCAAACACAGCGCCCUUGCGGGAAUUGGGCCAGAUGAAGCAGCGCUCAUAAUUAAGGGAUCUUUCGAUUUUGGUCAUGACGACGACAUUAGAGGCAGCCACUCUGCUUCCGGAGCCUUUAAUGGUGCACAUGCUGGAGGAUUUGGUGGUGCAAGUGACCAUGAAUCUUCUGAGGAAGACCAUGAAGGUGACAUAAUCGUCGGCAGUGAAUACAGCGGACCCGUUGGUGGAGGACAUUUCAGUGAGCUUCCUGCUGGCGAGGAGCACAGUCUUCACGCUCUUUCUGGAGGCCAUGUAGCAGUUGGACACGCUCUUCCUGGUGGUAUUGGAGGUGGACACGCCGUUUCUGGAGGCCAUAUUGGAGGAGGACACGCUAUUUCUGGAAGCCAUACUGGAGGACACGCAAUUUCCGGAGGCCAGUUUGGAGGUGGAAACGCUGUUUCUGGAGGCCAUAUUGGAGGAGGACACGCUGUUUCCGGAGGCCAUAUUGGAGGACACACUGUUUCCGGAGGCCAGUUUGGAGGUGGAAACGCUGUUUCUGGAGGCCAUGUUGGAGGAGGACACGCUAUUUCUGGAGGCCAUGUUGGAGGAGGACACGCUAUAUCUGGAGGCCAUAUUGGGGGUGGACACGCUGUUUCCGGAGGCCAGUUUGGAGAUGGACAUGCUCUUACUGGUGGUAUUGGAGGUGGACAUGCUGUUUCUGGAGGCCAGUAUGAAGGUGGACAUGCUGUCGCUGCAGGACAGACUGGAGGUGGAAUUGCCCUAUCUGGAGGCCAUGUAGCAGCUGGACACGCCCUUACUGGAGGUAUUGGGGGUGGACACGCUGUUCUAGGAGGCCAGGUAGCAGGAGGCUCUAUUGCAGGUGCAUAUGCCGCUUCUGGAGGUCAAAUCGGAGGUGAACAUGCCGUUCCUGCAGGCCACAUUGCAGUAGGACAUGCUGUUUCUGGAGGCCAUGUUGCAGUUGGACACGCUCUUACUGGUGGUAUUGGAGGUGGACAUGCUGUUUCCGGAGGCCAGUUUGGAGGAGGACACGCUGUUUCCGGAGGCCAUAUUGGAGGAGGACACGCUGUUUCUGGAGGCCAUAUUGGAGGAGGACACGCCGUUUCCGGAGGCCAGUUUGUAGGUGGACACGCCGUUUCCGGAGGCCAUAUUGGAGGUGGACACGCCGUUUCCGGAGGCCAGUUUGGAGGAGGACACGCUGUUUCCGGAGGCCAUAUUGGAGGUGGACACGCAGUUUCUGGAGGCCAGUUUGGAGGUGGACACGCCAUUUCCGGAGGCCAUAUUGGAGGUGGACACGCCGUUUCUGGAGGCCAUAUUGAAGGUGGACACGCUGUUUCUGGGGGCCAGUUUGGAGGAGGACACGCCGUUUCCGGAGGCCAAUUUGGAGGUGGACAUGCCGUUUCUGUGGGCCAAAUUGGUAGUGGAAACGCUGUUACUGUAAACCAUGCUGGAGGUGGACAUGCUGGACCUGUCCUUUCCGGAGGAUCCAUUGCAGGUGGACACGCUCUCUCUGGAGGCGCCCUUGGAGGUGGAUAUUCCACUGGCAGCUCAUUUGGGGACACACAUGUUCCUUCUGGAGGCUCAGUUGGAGUAGCUGUCUCGACAAAUGGCAUUGCGAACGGUUUCGACAUUCACGGCAGUUCUGGAGCUCCAUUGGAUGCCAAAUUCCCUACAGUCACUGUUCUUAGACCAACCGGAGGAGAUGCUUUUGGACCCUCACACGGAGCACAGGCUGAUAUUCAUAGCGUUGGUAGUGUACAUGGAGGACAUGAAGACGAACACAUUAGCGUACAGCAUGAUGUAGGGGCUGCCUUUGGGGGAGCCAGUUACAGCGUUCCUGCAGCUGAUCGCACUCCUCAGUUCGCCAACCAACAUUCCUUUGGAGGGGGGCAUGUCGCUAAAGGAAAUGCUGCUAGCUUGGUUUCCUUAGGGCAUCAAGGAUCCACUGUUGAUGAUCAUGCCGCCCCUCUUACUGCAGGACAUGGUUCCUCAGUCGUGGGAAGUCAUGCAGCUACUGUAGUUGCGGGACACAAACCAUCGGCUGGAGUUGGAAGAGGACCUUUCCUAGGAACUCCAGUCAAAGGAUCUGCACACCGGCAUGGAGCCCUAGGUGGCCACCACGGCGGAGCGACUGCCAGUGUCAGCUUUAACUUCGGCGCUCCUCUAAGCAAGCAGCCACUGUCUCCGAAGGGGAGUCACGCUGGGAUCGGCAUACAUGAUUCUGGGGCCGUGAGGAGCAGCCACAGAGCUUCUGUCGGCGGUUAUGCUUAG